Pterocles gutturalis (yellow-throated sandgrouse) is the source of this 668-nucleotide messenger RNA. It is a transcript of the gene LHPP, whose product is annotated as phospholysine phosphohistidine inorganic pyrophosphate phosphatase. The record is from RefSeq and is a predicted model, not a curated record. Gene Ontology annotation, cellular component: cytosol. Gene Ontology annotation, molecular function: phosphatase activity; inorganic diphosphate phosphatase activity. The transcript has 6 exons. Gene Ontology annotation, biological process: dephosphorylation. NCBI's taxonomy places the organism in Eukaryota, Metazoa, Chordata, Aves, Pterocliformes, Pteroclidae. The annotation marks the transcript as partial.
GGAUUUCGCAGAGAGCUAGCAGAGGGUCUUUUUGGAGAUGCUGAAUUUGAAGGAAAAGGUGGCUUCUCAUUGAAAAGGAUCAAAGCAUCUGGUCUGAAGCUGCGAUUCUGCACUAACGAAACCCAAGCGACCCGGGAGAAGUUUGUGAAGAAGCUCCAGGGCAUGGGCUUUGACAUCUCCGUGGCCGAAGUCACUGCGCCAGCCCCAGCAGCGUGCCGCAUUUUAAAGGAGCGCAGCCUGAGGCCACACUUGCUCGUGCACAACGAUCUUGUCCCUGAAUUUGAUGAGAUCGAUAAAGCAAACCCAAACUGCGUGGUUAUCGGAGAUGCAGCAGAAAACUUCACCUAUGCAAACCUUAAUGAAGCCUUCCGAGUUCUGAUUGGAUUGGAGAAGCCUGUUUUGAUCUCCCUUGGAAGAGGACGCUACUAUAAAGAAACCGAUGGUCUGAAACUUGAUGUUGGAGCAUAUAUGAAGGCAUUAGAGUAUGCUUGUGAUGUCCAAGCUGAGGUAGUGGGAAAGCCAGCAAAAAUGUUUUUCGAGUCAGCCUUAGCAGAAAUGGGAGUUCCACCAGAGCAGGCCAUCAUGAUUGGAGAUGAUAUCGUGAAUGAUGUCGGAGGUGCCCAGCGGUGCGGUAUGAGAGCUCUGCAAGUGCGGACGGGGAAGUACAG